ACAGGAAAGGGUCACGUGCUUAAAGAUGGACGCCGUGCUUUACGUCUCAGCGGCGGCGCUCUUGUUGGCGCUGAUUAUCUUCGUCAGCAGAGUCAGGGGACGGGCACACGCCGAUGAUGAAGACCGCCAGCAGCAAGUGGUGGCCGCUGCAGCAGCCAGGCCUCAGCCCUUCACCGGAGAGCGGGGCGAGGGGAUGCCCCGGCGCCGAAGGAACAUGGGAAACAGAUUGCUGGCUCAGAGGCGGCAGCAGGCAGAGGACGCGUCAGAAGAGGAGAAUGAGGACACCGAAGCUGCAGAGUUCCAGGUUUCUGGGAAGGUUGGAGCCAAAAAGCAGCGGAAGUUAGAGGAGAAGCAAGCAAGGAAAGCUCAGCGAGAGGCUGAAGAAGCAGAACGGGAGGAACGAAAGAAACUUGAGCAGAAGCGAGAAGAGGAGAGGCGUAAAGAGGACGAGCGGCUGCGGCAGGAGGAAGAAAGACAGGAAGAAGAAAAGAAGAAGGCGAAAGAAGAGGAGGAACAGCGGGAGUAUGAGGAAUACCUGAAGCUGAAGGAGAGCUUUGUGGUGGAAGAGGAAGGGGUGGAUGAAGCCAUGACGGAAGAGGAGUCCCGAAGCUUUCUUACGGAUCUUCUUGACUACAUCAAGAGUGCCAAGGUGGUUCUGUUGGAAGACCUGGCUUCCUACCUGGGAAUAAGGACACAGGAUGCAAUUAAUAGAGUACAAGACCUGAUGGCAGAUGGGACGCUCACAGGUGUCAUCGACGACCGAGGCAAGUUCAUCUACAUCACGGCAGAGGAGAUGAGCGCCAUGGCCGACUUCAUUCGCCGGAGGGGCCGCGUCUCCAUUACGGAACUGGCCCAGCACAGCAAUGCCCUCAUCAACCUGGAGCCGGAGCCCAGGGCACUCCUGACCAAAGCGGUGGCGUGAAUUGCCUCUCUGCAAGGCGGGAGGAAAUAAAAGCCUCACUGGGCAAAAUA
Molecule: messenger RNA, 972 nt
Organism: Anolis sagrei ordinatus
Lineage: Eukaryota; Metazoa; Chordata; Lepidosauria; Squamata; Anolidae
Gene: DDRGK1
Product: DDRGK domain containing 1
Source: RefSeq, a predicted model, not a curated record